AUGGUACAAACACAAGUUGAUAAAAGUAAAUUACCAAGCUUUGUAAAGGACUAUCCUGAACUAUUGUCUGAUAAGGUUGGUGGUCAAGUACUUGGUUGCUCUGAUCAAUGGUUUGCUGCAUGUGUAAAUCUUAUCAAAAUAACUCCACCUGUUUGGGAUGCUGAAAAAUUUGUUGAUACAGGUAAAUGGAUGGACGGAUGGGAAACUAGAAGACAUAAUCCAAGUAAUGAUUGGUGUAUUUUGAGAUUAGGUAUUCCAGGUGUCAUCAAGGGAUUCGAGAUUGAUACAGCCUAUUUCACAGGUAACUAUCCACCACAUGCAUCGAUUGAAGCAUUGUGUGACGACCACGAACCAACCUUUGACAAGUUGGAAAAGAGUGACAAGUGGGUGGAGAUCUUGCCCAAGGUUGACCUCAAGGCCGGUUACAUUGAACAGAGCAAACAAUAUUUUGCCACUGAAUCCAACACUAAAAAGGUGACUCAUCUUCGUUUCAAGAUCUAUCCAGACGGUGGUGUUGCCCGUCUCCGUGUCUAUGGUGCCGUCUCCAAGGACUGGUCACUCGUCAUCCCAGGAGAACUCGUUGAUUUGGCAGCCAUUGAAAACGGUGGUUUGGUGCCAUUGUGCAGUGAUAUGUUUUAUGGCAAUGCAAACAAUGUAAUCAUGCCAGGUCGUGGUAUCAAUAUGGGUGAUGGUUGGGAGACCAAGCGUCGUCGUGGUCCAGGUAAUGACUGGCUCAUUGUUCGUCUUGCCGCACUCGGUAAAGUACGUCGUAUCGAAGUAGACACUAAUUGGUUCAAGGGUAACUUCCCAACCAGCUGUUCUAUCGAUGCCACCGAUGCCACCGACCCAGCUUCACCCGAUGCCAAGUGGACUCAAAUCCUUGCCAACACCCCACUCUCUGCUCAUCACCGUCAUUUCUUCCAACGUGAGCUUGAACACUGUGUUCAAGACUCUAAUUACCUUCACAUUCGUCUCAACGUCUACCCAGAUGGUGGUGUCUCUAGAUUCAGAAUUCACUGUAUUCCAAAUUCCAUCCCAACAACAAAUUAA
Cavenderia fasciculata is the source of this 1050-nucleotide messenger RNA. It is a transcript of the gene allC, whose product is annotated as allantoicase. The record is from RefSeq and is a predicted model, not a curated record. Bases 1 to 1050 code for a protein of 349 amino acids. Gene Ontology annotation, molecular function: allantoicase activity. Gene Ontology annotation, biological process: allantoin catabolic process. Lineage: Eukaryota; Evosea; Eumycetozoa; Acytosteliales; Cavenderiaceae. The transcript is spliced from 3 exons.